UAUAAACCCAGCUAUCUAUCAGGUUAGUUAGCUUACUUCAUAUUUCAGUGAGCUAACACUUCACACGACAACUCACCGAGAGUUCAGCUGAGUGGUUUUCAGAUCAGAGAUAGCUUCGUAGAGUGUGGCAGAAAAGAGUCACCAUGGCCUCAGAUGACAUCGCUCAGUUGGCUGAUGCUCUUUCAAAAACCCACGUUGGGGAUCGAGAGUUGAGCUAUAAAGGCCUGGGGCUGAAGCUGGACAACGAAGAAUCAGCAAAGGAGCUGGUCCAUGAGAUCGAGCGUUGCCAGGAUUUGAGAGCUCUGUGCCUGGAGGGAAACACUGUGGGAGUAGAGGCUGCCCGAGCCAUCGCCAAGGCCCUGGAGGGCAGAGACCAACUACAGAGAUGCUAUUGGAGUGACAUGUUCACUGGGAGGUUGCGCUCUGAAAUCCCAACAGCCUUGAGGUCCCUGGGUGGUGCAGUAAUGUGUGCAGGGGCCAGGCUGACUGAGCUGGACCUGAGCGACAAUGCCUUUGGGCCAGAUGGCGUAAAGGCAAUCGAGCAGCUGCUGAAGAGCCCAUCCUGUCACACUGAGGAGUUGAAGCUCAACAACUGUGGCAUGGGGAUUGGGGGAGGAAAGAUCCUGGCUGAAGCUCUGAUUGAGUGCCACAGAGAGUCCUCAGCGCUCGGAGCUCCACUAAAACUGAGGGUGUUCAUCGCAGGAAGGAACCGCCUGGAAAAUGAAGGAGCAAGAGCCCUGGCCAAGGCCUUUCAGCUGAUGGGCAGCCUGGAGGAGGUUCACAUGCCCCAGAACGGCAUCAACUACGCAGGUGUAAUGGCGUUAGCUUCAGCCAUGCAACACAAUCCAGAGCUCAGAGUCCUCAACUUCAACGACAACACCUUCACCAAGAAGGGCUCGCUGGCCAUGGCACAGGCUCUAAGACACCUGAGGAACGUGCAGGUGAUCAACUUUGGUGACUGUCUGGUCCGCUCAGAGGGAGCCAUCGCUCUUGCUGCCGUCCUCAGAGAAGGAUUGCCAAUCCUUAGGGAGCUGAAUGUGUCAUUUGGAGAGAUCACAGAGGCAGCAGCUCUGGUGGUGGCUCGGGCUGUAAUGGACAAACCUCAUAUGGAGAAAGUGGAUCUGAAUGGUAACUGUCUUGGAGAGGAGGGCUGUGAGGCUUUGAAAGACGCUAUGGAGAACAUGGACAAAGGAGACUUGCUGGCAUCACUCAGUGAUGAUGAGGGUGAGCCUGAUGAGGAAGAUGAUGAUGAGGACGAGGAGGAUGAUGAUGCCAGUGUUGAAGAGGAGGAGGAUGGUGAAAUUGUAGAGGAAAAUGAUAUUCCAAGAAAGGAUGACAGUCCGGAAAAGAGCUCGACCCCAGCAGAGAUUGUGUCUUUCCUCAGCUGCCCCUCUGCAGAGAAGCUCCUCCAGCUGGGAGAGAUGAGAACAAACCUGAAACAAGAGGUGGAUCCAUCAAACCCACAGAAGACGGCUGAUGUCUUUCUGAAAGUUGCGUCUCUGUACAGCGAAGAUCCAGAGAUCAUGUCAGCUGUCUAUGAAUCUAUUGACGCUGUGUUGAAGAGGAUUCUCUCAGGUUCAGACCUCCACUCGUACUGUUUCCUCUCCACGCUGCUGGUCAUGAUGGGACUCCUUAAGGGAGAGGGGACGAUGAAAAAGGUCUCACUGGUCCCAGGUCAGCUGUUGUGUUUGGAGCACGCUGUCCAGCAGGAGUACUUCCAACAUCACCAUGCUGUGCUGCUUCACACCUUAACAUCCAAGAACAGUGUCGCUCUGAAGUCAUGCAGCAGCGCCACAGAGAAGCUGAGCUCCACUCUGGAAAAGAAGUGCAAUGACCAAGACUGAUUGAACUCUGGCGGCACGAACACUGGGACACAGACACACACUGUAUCAACUUAAACCUCCUCAGCAACAAAACCAACAGGGACACGUCACACCUGAACUAAAGGGACUCUGACAACCACUUAACCUAUCUCCACUCCUCAUUUGUACAUUUUAUGAAGGAACGACAGAAUCUCUUAAUUUUGUAUUUUUCUACUUAUUCCUCUGACUUAUAUUUUUAUAGAAAACUUAGAUACAAAUAACAAAAAUAUAGAAAUACACAUGAGUUGACCUUUUGAGUUAAUGUGUGAAAAAUGAAACUGAUUGUGUUGAGUGGAGCUAACAUUUGACUAACGGUCUGGCACUUUUACCCAACCUGCAUUUAAGUACAUUUUGUUUACAUAUUCAACAGAACAAUGCAGGUGUUUCACACACUCACAGUACAAUCUGGGUUUAGAGUUUGUUAUUGUGCACCUACUGACAUAGCUGCAGAUUUGCUGUAUUUUUUAGCCCUUAUGAAACACACCGAUACUUGUUGUCAAACUUAAUCCAGUGCUGAGACAAAAUUGGUAGGGCCAGGACAAUUUUACUAACAGUCUAUAAUUGAAAUAAAUUAGACAAAAAUAAAGAGCUGUCUUUAUUUUUCCAUUUA
Notolabrus celidotus (New Zealand spotty) is the source of this 2472-nucleotide messenger RNA. RefSeq names its product Ran GTPase activating protein 1b (gene rangap1b). NCBI's taxonomy places the organism in Eukaryota, Metazoa, Chordata, Actinopteri, Labriformes, Labridae. Gene Ontology annotation, cellular component: cytosol; perinuclear region of cytoplasm; nucleus. The record is from RefSeq and is a predicted model, not a curated record. Gene Ontology annotation, biological process: signal transduction; activation of GTPase activity; nucleocytoplasmic transport. Gene Ontology annotation, molecular function: GTPase activator activity; small GTPase binding.